Molecule: messenger RNA, 1410 nt
Organism: Phytophthora sojae
Lineage: Eukaryota; Oomycota; Peronosporomycetes; Peronosporales; Peronosporaceae
Exons: 3
Coding region: 1-1410 (469 amino acids)
Source: RefSeq, a predicted model, not a curated record
AUGAAUGCGACACUUAACGAAUUGUUCGGCCACGCCUUUCAACCCGCACCGACAGACACAACAUUUUCAACAGUGAAGGGCGACAAACCGUGGGCCGAAACGUAUAUCCACCCAACUGAGAAGUACGAGCUGUUUGGAGACGAUUCUCUUUACCGACGCACCACCGGCUUCCAGGGGGAUCUCGCUUUCGACGUCAAUAUCUCCAACGAGAACCCUCCCAACGUCCUGGUCAUCGCAGUCGAGUCCUUCCGCUACCAAGACUCUCGUUACCUGGUCGGAGAGGAAGACCCGUCCAACCUGUUCAAGGGAACGAACAUGACCAUCACGCCGAACUUCGACAGGUGGGCCAAGCGCGGAGUGGCUCUCCGCAAUAUGUGGUCGAGCACCCCAACGAGCAGGUCUUUGGAGAGUCUGCUAUUCGCGCAGAUUCCGUACGACAGCACUGUGAAGACAGGCAUCACCGGCGGAAGGAAGGAGACAAAGCUGUCUGGUUUACCCCAACUCUUCAAGGCCAAGGGGUACGAAACAUUUUUCACGACGGGGUGCCCGACGCGCUUUGAGAACUGGGAUGUGUUUCUUCCUACCCACGGCUUUGAGACCGUCUUGGAAUCCAAGGAAAUGAAGCUUCUGGCUGAGAGUAAACUCGGUAUUCCGCGUGGAGACUGGUCUGGCAAAGCACGUCGUGGGUUCAAGUGGGGGGUCCACGACGAUAUCAACUUGCAGCUUUUGGGUGAAAUGUUCAUUGACAAGACGAGGGAGCAGCGAGAGCGAGUUGCACGGGGUCUACCCAAAAGGCCAUUGUUUACCACGCACUACACCAUUUCCAGCCAUGCGCCUUUCAAAGCACGCCCGGCAUGGUAUGCUAAGGCCGACAAGCCAGACUUCUCCGCGUUCUACAAGGGGCAAAAACACUCGACUAUGAUCAAGAACUACCUCGAAAUGCGCUACUUCACGGACAUGCAGCUGGGCGACCACGGCCAAGCGCCUGAAGCUGACGUUACGAACACGCACGAGGAGUCUGUGACCCGUGUGGCAGGCGCUAUCAUCGCCGAGGGUCGGUUGGGUGAAGCUGCUGGACUUGUGAUCGAGGACGCCGUGGAUCACUACGACAUUCUCAACACGCUGGCAGAUAUCACAGGACUGCCUGAGGGAGGCAACGACCCGAGCCGCAAGAUGGCGAUCGUGCGUGGCCACCAGCGCCUUCGCUAUGAUCAAGUAACGGCUUCGAUGAGCUUGCAUGAUACCGAGCGCGACCAUUCCAUGAAUGUCGAUAUGUUUCCGAGCCUUCCAGCCGAAGAGCAGGCCGAAUGGGAGAACUGGCGCGAGUACGGUCGCCGCGUCACCGCGUACUUUAAGCAGCGCUUGGACGGCAACUGCCUGUUGGCUGUCAAUUGUACCACACGAAGUUAG